Ceratotherium simum simum (southern white rhinoceros) is the source of this 2659-nucleotide messenger RNA. Lineage: Eukaryota; Metazoa; Chordata; Mammalia; Perissodactyla; Rhinocerotidae. The record is from RefSeq and is a predicted model, not a curated record.
CCCCAUUAUUAAACAUUAUGUUCAAAAGGCGCCGGGGGACUUCCCGGAGCCGCGGAGCCCGCGUCGCCCUCCCGCCUGGCCCACGGAGUCCAUGGACCUGAGCGCGGCCGCCGCGCUGUGCCUCUGGCUGCUGAGCGCCUGCCGCCCUCGCGACGGGCUCGAAGCGGCCGCCGCUGCCCCGGCCGCCGCGGCUCCCGGGGCCCGCGCUGCGCGACGCGCUGCCGGCUCCGGCUUCAGGAACGGCUCGGUGGUGCCGCACCAGUUCAUGAUGUCGCUUUACCGGAGCCUGUCCGGGAGGGCUCCGGCCGGGGCAGCCUCCGCCUCCACCUCGGGCUCUGGCCGCCACGGCCGCGCGGACACAAUCACCGGCUUCGCAGACCAGGCGACCCAAGACGAAUCGGCAGCCGAGACCGGCCAGAGCUUCCUAUUCGACGUGUCCAGCCUUUCCGACGCCGACGAGGUGGUGGGCGCGGAGCUGCGCGUGCUGCGCCGCGAGUCUCCGAAGCUGGGCUCAGGCAGCGCGACUCCGCCGCCGCUGCUGCUGCUGUCCACGUGCCCCGGGGCGGCCCGCGCGCCGCGCCUGCUGCACUCGCGAGCCGCCGAGCCCCUGGACGGCGCGCGCUGGGAGGUGUUCGACGUGGCGGACGCAGUGCGGCGCCACCGCCGGGAGCCGCGCGCCACCCGCGCUUUCUGUCUCUUGCUGCGCGGAAUGGCCGGGCCGGCGAGGGGCCCGCUGGCACUCCAGCUGCUGGGCUUCGGCUCGCGGGGUGGAGGCGGCGCCGCGGCGGAAGAGCGCGCGCUGCUCGUCGUCUCCUCCCGCACGCAGAGGAAGGAGAGCCUGUUCCGGGAUAUCCGAGCUCAGGCCCGCGACCUCGGGGCCCCGCUGGCCGCGGAGCCACCGCCCGACCCGGGACCCGGCACCCGCUCGCCGAAAGCGGUCAUCGGCGGUCGCAGGCGGCGGCGGACAGCGCUGGCUGGGACGCGGGCGGCGCAGGGCAGCGGCGGGGGCGCGGGCCGGGGCCACGGGCGCAGGGGUCGGAGCCGCUGCAGCCGGAAGCCGCUGCACGUGGACUUCAAGGAGCUGGGCUGGGACGACUGGAUCAUCGCGCCGCUGGACUACGAGGCGUACCACUGCGAGGGCGUUUGCGACUUCCCGCUGCGCUCGCACCUUGAGCCCACCAACCACGCCAUCAUUCAGACGCUGCUCAACUCCAUGGCGCCCGACGCGGCGCCCGCCUCCUGCUGCGUGCCCGCGCGCCUCAGCCCCAUCAGCAUCCUCUACAUCGACGCCGCCAACAACGUGGUGUACAAGCAGUACGAGGACAUGGUGGUGGAGGCGUGCGGCUGCAGGUAGCAGGCGGGCCAGGCCGGGCCAGGGAACCGGCAGCCGAGGACCCCUUGCUGAAGAGCAGCAGUGGGCCAGGCCUGUCGUCGCCAAGCGUGGAUGUGCGUCGGGCUGUGGCCUCGCGCACGCACGGAAGAGGGAGAGCACACGUUCACACUCACACCCGCACGUUCACUCAUGCACACAUUUUCCGUGGAAGCGUCCGAAAGACCUGGGAAGAGAUGACCUGCCGCUACUGAAUGUCACAGCCAUGUAUAGUCUGCCAACAGAUCACCACUGCGCCCUCUGCCCCCUUUUGGGGAGAUGAUGGUGUUUGUGUCAAUGUUAGAAUAACAGGCACUAAAUCAGGUAGAAACAGGUUAGGGAAUUGGGGGCUCCAGAAUGGGUGAACUAAAGAGGUACUUGCUUUUUUGUUUCUGGCCGAGUGUGGGGCCUGGCCGGCUGGGUGGCUGAGUUCCCUGUGUUGCACCUGGGUCCGACUGAAGGGCUGCAGUGCCCUUUCUGAGGGUUCACGUCACACCGAGGUCACUUACUCUGGGAAGGAGUUGCUCCUACAGGCCUUCCCUCUUUUCUUUAACUUUUAAAAUCUAACGUGCUCCCUCAGUUUUGAGAAGGAACAUUUGUCUGAAAGAAUGCUUUGUGGAGCUUCCCAGAUCUCUGCAAAGAUCAGCAUCACCCUUUUUAUCAGUUCCGAUUGGGAAUGAUCUAGAAAUUGGAGAAAAUAUUUUUCUUUUGCGGGGAAGCGAAAUGGAGAGGCUUUAAACUGUGAGUCUGAGCUGAUGGGAAAUUGGGGGCUGGGUAGCAUCUGCCAGGUUCUGAAGCUCAUAAGCUGGGCAGCCCGAGGUGGUGGCAGUGCCUUGGGGGCAUGCAGGAGGAAGCUAGUGCAAUGGCUGGGAAUGGGGAGAGGUGGGCAGCUAUGGCUUUUUCCAGAGAUCUGCCAGGAAGUUUUCCUAAGGAGCUGGCGAAGCCCUCUUUCUCAGGGCUUGAAAGAGGCAGGGAGGUGUCCGGGGGCCGGCUCUUGCAGAGGACUCAGGCUUCUCUGCCAGGUAGGCACAGCCUCUCCAAAUGGCAUACUCAGAGUGAGCCCACGUGUGCUUGUGCUUAGCUAUCAAGUCUGUGUCAGCUGUUACAUGCUUUCACUCUGUUGUUGCUGUAGUUUUGGCAGUGUGAUAAUGGGAAGUGAAGCCACAGAAAAGUGCUUUUGUGAGCAGAGCAGCAGGAAGGUCUGCCCCUCCCCUCUUGCUCUGUGAAGGGGCAUUUGCAGCUUGGCUGCUGUGACCCCUUCAGAAGGGCUGGGCCUUGGUGUGCAGGAGC